GAGUUAAGUCCAAAGUUUCAGUUGACAAAGUACAUUUAAUCGUUUUCGCAAGUGAUCGUGAUCUCAAGUGCUAAGUGAUCUUUAAGUGGCAAUGUUCAGUGUCUGUGAAGAAAAGAAUUUUGGUUGAAAAACCUGUGAAAUUGCCUUAAAGCCAAGAAGACCAUGCAAUUGUUCUCUGAAUCAAGUGAAUUAGAUCUCGAUCCUCCUACGCAGAUUUUUAGCUAAAACACCUGGUCUCACACCUUUUUGCCGCAAGUUUAGCUUAUUUGCUUAUUCGAUGAUCUUGUGAGACGCCUGCGAUAUAUUCGCAAAUAUUCGCAAUAGAUUUUUCUGCCAAAAAGCCCUGGCAAUUAUUUACAUAACAAUCAACAAGACAUUUUGUGUUGUUCGAGGAGUGUAUGUGAUCUUACCACCCAAGAUCUCGAGCAAAAGUGCCAAGCAACAGGAAGAAUGCUUCGCCCAAUUUGGAUAUUUGUGAUCAUUUCAUUGGGCUUAUCUAACUGCUGGAGAAUGGACUACAAACCAAGGAUCUACGGUGAUCGUGUUCCCGCCAAAUUGAUCGCACCACAUUUGCGAAAAGUUCAGCAACGCAUCGUCAUGCUGCACGAUUAUUUUCGCACUAAAGUCAUUCCACCCGCCUCCAAUAUGCUCAUUAUGAAGUGGCAUCAUGGAGCUGCAAGAGCAGCCCAGAAAUGGGCAGAUCAGUGUCGACUCUUGACACAUGACUCACCCAAAGGGCGCUGGAUCGACAACUUCGGAGCCUGUGGACAGAACAUCUUUGUGUCAACGCAGAAGGUGCCAUGGCUUUUUGCGUUGCGGAUGUGGUUCAGUGAAAAGCACAACUUUACCUACGGCUCCCCCAAGAAUGACCUCCAUGUCGUAGGGCACUACACGCAGAUGGUCUGGGCAGCUACUCACAAAGUCGGUUGUGGCCUGGCCAAAUGCGCUCGAGGAUUCCGAGGAAAGUCCUACUACAACUACGUCUGCAACUACUGCCCCAUAGGAAACCACGAUGACAAACUGGGCUUGCCUUACAAGAUCGGACGACCGUGUCAAUCUUGCCCGCAUCAUUGUCACUCCAAGAGAGUCAGAUUAUGCAAAAACAGCUGCUAUGCUGCUGAUCUUUGGGCAAAUUGCCAUGAACUCAACAAAUGGCCAGGAUGGCUCUGCAACACUGCCACUCAGGAAGGUCUAGAACGCAGAAGAAACUGCCUGGCCACAUGCACCUGUCGUCACAAGAUUCACGACUAAAUUCCCGCGAAGGUCGCUUCUGAACCUGCCCUACAAAGCCCAAGAUCGUGCUUCCAGAGGUGGUGAAAGUGCUCUGGAUUCUGGUCUCAACUGUGAUUGGAUUUUAAAUGCCCUCCUCAGAGAGCAUCAA
Molecule: messenger RNA, 1381 nt
Organism: Phlebotomus papatasi
Lineage: Eukaryota; Metazoa; Arthropoda; Insecta; Diptera; Psychodidae
Product: cysteine-rich secretory protein 2-like
Exons: 6
Coding region: 451-1251 (266 amino acids)
Cellular component (GO): extracellular region
Source: RefSeq, a predicted model, not a curated record